Arabidopsis lyrata subsp. lyrata is the source of this 1741-nucleotide messenger RNA. RefSeq lists its product as uncharacterized. Lineage: Eukaryota; Viridiplantae; Streptophyta; Magnoliopsida; Brassicales; Brassicaceae. The coding region runs from base 1158 to 1694 and encodes 178 amino acids. The record is from RefSeq and is a predicted model, not a curated record. The transcript has a single exon.
AUGCUAUUAAAACUCAUAAAACGUUAGCCAAACUCUCUCGGGCACCAUUAUCGAGGGCCAUUUUCUGAUCAUGUUUUCCGACGCCGGUGGAGUCUUUGCUCGCCGGCGUCGGGAUAUCUCUAAUCAAUUCGCUCUCUCUUGUCUUUACAUCACCUUUUCAAUCCUUUUGUUUUCUUUUCAUCAUCUUCCCGACCAUCACUGCGCUCUUCCUUUGAUUUUGUUAACGGUGGUCGGAGACCCUUUAAUAAUUUUUUCCAAAGCUUUAUCACUUCAUCGUUCUAACCCGCUGGUGGCUUUGGACGAAUCUUACUCCGCCUUGAUGUUGGUGAGAUCCUUAAAAUCCAAACCUGCAGCACCUUUUUCCAAAUGGUACCGCAAGUCGCCGGUCUUGACUACUCCGGUGCCAUAACCUCCGGCGAUGCGUCAUUCCAUUCUAAUUAUCAUCUCGCCGAUGUCCAGCCGCCACAGUCACAGCAUCAUCAACGCAGCCAAAGAGACACUAGGGUUUUCGUUAUUGGGCCUUUCCCAAUUCGGCCCAUGGUGUUUUCUCUCUUGGACCACUUGUAGAAGUGACAGCCUAACUCAUCUUUCCACUAAGCCCAGGUUUUGCCUAAACUCUCAUUUGUGCUUUCUCUGCAAACGUUUGUGUCGAUCUAAGGAACCAGUUGUUAGAGGACAUCGAUUGGAACCUAAUCAAACAUCGCUUCAUUGUUGGUACAAACCUUCUCUGAGAACCUGGCCAUUAAAAUCACUUAAGUGGAUUACUUAUGGUUUUAGCUACCUUUAUCGAGGUCAGAUGAAAGGAUUGAGGAAGAACGGCAUUAUGAUCCCGUCUCCAAGGAGCGGUGAUUACCGCAGCUUCCUCAACCUCCUACCUCCGUACCCCCUGUUCAUCGAGUUCAUUCAUGUGCAAUCUAUCAAUUUCAGUGAUAACUUUCAUAUGCUCAAAACCUUGAAGCUCAGGUCUGGUUAUUUUCUAUGUGUUAAACCGAAGACAAACUUUGUGUGGAAUUCUUAAUCUCCAUGGCCGAGGCUUUCAUGCGAGAGAGGAUCCACCUGUUCUGUUACGGUUUUACACCCAUCACUUGCGAACCCUGGUUUAUGCUUCAUCUAAAGUCUUGAGGUAUGUGUUUAUAAGCUUAAAGGUCUUUGGUCUAAUGCUCUUGAACCCUUCCUGUGAGAGAUUUGAUGGUGGCUUUGGAAGCUUGUCCAAUGACCAUUCUCCAUCAAACUCUUCUGACGACUUCAAGCCAUACACCCUCCACACCACUUCCAAUUGCUAUGUUUUGCCUAAGCUCAAUUCCCACUAUACGGCAGCUCUAGCAAACAACUUCAAGCAUCAGAGCACCUUCACCUUUGCUCGAACCCUUUUCAAAGCACUACUUCGUGUAGCUUUUCUCGUGCCGGCGAGAAUCACGUCUUUGACCCCUUCAUCAACCCCACUUCGUCUCUUGACAAUGGGCAAUCGUUCAUCCAUUGACUUGCUCUUGGAAGAAUCAUCGAUACUCUUUGAUCUCACAUGUAUCAACAAGCUACCUAGCUUUUGGCUCAAAGCUCUCAAGGAACUUUUAUCGAUUAACCUUACCUAUCUUUAUAUCUAUCUUAUGUUGUCUUUGGGGUAUACCCUUUAUUGUGGUGCUUUAAACUUUGGGAAUUCAGUUUUCCUCUAUCUCUGUACUUGGUUUCUACAUUAAUGGAAUGAAAACAAGCUUUUGUUCAAAAAAAAAAAAAAAAAAAAAAA